This is a messenger RNA of Dicentrarchus labrax (European seabass), 2625 nucleotides long. Its product is annotated as alpha-1A adrenergic receptor-like. The coding region runs from base 454 to 1986 and encodes 510 amino acids. The record is from RefSeq and is a predicted model, not a curated record. Gene Ontology annotation, molecular function: alpha1-adrenergic receptor activity. Gene Ontology annotation, biological process: regulation of cardiac muscle contraction; positive regulation of cytosolic calcium ion concentration; regulation of vasoconstriction. Lineage: Eukaryota; Metazoa; Chordata; Actinopteri; Moronidae. The transcript has 2 exons. Gene Ontology annotation, cellular component: membrane.
ACCGAAGAGGCGCUUCUCACAAAACGCACAAAUCUCUACUCAAUCCCGCAUGUUUGGGUAAAAUGAUGCAAAUAUAUGUGUUGCGCUUUCUGUGGAGUCACGGCUCUUCAUGUAACGAUGCGUCAUGCGCGCUUCAUAGGCUCGAGUUUAGGUAUGUCUGGUCAGUACAUGGCAGAGCUGUGUGUGGUGCAGAGGAGGCAGGAGAUGACUGCUGCCCCCCUCACUUCUUCACUGAGCCUCAGGAGAGUGGAGGGAGAAGGACUGUAUGGGGACUGUACUGCUGCACAGUGAGCGUUUGUUCUCAGCGCUGAUUUGGAAAUGAAAUUGCAACCACGCAGUUAAACCAUGCAGACUUUGGCUAUUUAGACGGUUUAUUUAUGUUUGGUAAAGCUCUUUCGUGAGUUGCAGUUACAAGUGAUCUGAAACCUGCUAUGGAGGACUUCUUGAGUCAAAAUGAGUCUGAGCACUGACAAUGUCACAAACUUGUGGAAAAAUGGUUCCGCGGAACUCGACGGGACUCCGGGUGCGUCCUCCCCGGUCAACUUUACCAACAGCUCCGGGGGAAACCACACGGAACCCAGCGAGGUGGACCUCACCCGAGCCAUCCCGCUCGGUUUGGUGCUUGGGGCUUUUAUCGUGUUCGCCAUCGCGGGUAACAUCCUCGUCAUCCUCUCGGUGGUGUGCAACAGGCACCUGCGCACCCCGACAAACUACUUCAUCAUCAACCUGGCCAUCGCCGACCUGCUGCUGAGCACCACGGUGCUGCCGGUGUCCGCCACGCUGGAGAUCCUAGACUACUGGGUGUUCGGCAGGAUCUUCUGUGACAUUUGGGCAGCGGUGGAUGUGCUGUGCUGCACCGCGUCCAUCAUGAGCCUGUGCGUAAUAUCCAUCGACCGCUACAUCGGAGUGAGCUACCCGCUGCAGUACCCGGGCAUCGUGACGGAGAAGCGGGCUCUGCUGGCCAUGCUCGGGGUCUGGGCGCUGUCGGUGGUCAUCUCCAUUGGACCUCUGUUUGGGUGGAAGCAGCCACCGUCGCCGGACGACACGGUGUGCCCCAUCACCGAGGAACCGUUUUACGCGCUCUUCUCCUCCCUCGGCUCCUUCUACAUCCCUCUCGUCGUUAUUCUGGCCAUGUACUGCCGGGUGUACAUAGUCGCCAAACGGACCACUAAGAACCUGGAAGCCGGUGUGAUGCGUGAGAGGAUGAACUCCAGCGAGCUGACCCUCAGGAUCCACAAGGGCUCGCAGGUGCAGGAGGACCCCGGCAGCUCAGGCACCGGCAAGGGCCGCGCGCACCAAGCCAGAAGCUCCCUCACGGUGAAACUUCUGAAAUUCUCCCGGGAGAAGAAAGCGGCAAAAACUUUGGGAGUUGUGGUCGGCAUGUUUACGCUCUGUUGGCUGCCCUUCUUUCUCGCCUUACCCAUAGGGUCUUUUAAUGUGAACUUGCGCCCACCUGAUGUCCUCUUCAAAGUGAUCUUCUGGCUGGGUUAUUUCAACAGCUGCCUGAACCCCAUCAUCUACCCCUGCUACAACCGCGAGUUCAAGCUGGCCUUCAUUCGUAUCCUGAGAUGCCAGUGUCAUCAGCGUAAACGUCCUGGCUGGAGGGCAUACAAUUACCGUUCCUCCAACUUCAGCUCGUCCGGACACUCACGCAAAGGCUCAGCGGAUCACAACUCCAGCUGCUUAAACGGGAGCCAGCGUACCCUGCCCUCUUCAGCCAGUCCAAGCCCUAGCUACCUGAGCAAGGGUCUCCAACCUUGCCCUGAAGGGGAAACAUUAUACAUCUGGAGGGCCACUACCCCGACUCCCUCCACACCCAACCUGCUGCCUGGCAGCCCCGCAGACUGCCAGCAGGGAACUCUGAGAGGGCAGGUAAGAGGAGGGAAACAAGCUGAGGAGACGUCUGGUGGUGUCUUCUCUUUCUCCUUUGGGAAGAAUCGAGAUAAGGGCAACAAAGACAACAUGAUGCCUGAUGACAAGGUGUGACUGCUGAGUCUUACUGAGACAUGACUUGUUAGUUCCUUACAGGGAUUAAAGUCACAAACAGAGCGUGGAUGUAGGGUUACACAGAUUUACUGCAGUCACUGUACAUGGUCCCUUGAUCAUUCGUCAGUCAGUGGAUUUUCAAUGUCAUUAGUGGUCAAUGUGAGGUGAAGAGUACUGACUAUGCUGCUGUAUCAGAAGUAUUUUGUCUAUGUUACUGUAUCUGUGGUUGACAUAGACAGGAAGGUUCAAGAGUUCAAGACAAAAUAACUAUUCGCCGCCCUCUUUGGGACUGGAAGACCAGUGCAUGCUUUUUGAUUAAACUAAAAAUUAAUUUAAAAAGGAAAAAGGACACAUUUUCACAGCCUUCCCUUCACCCCCUUCAGAUCAAAAAAAGACUGAACAUGACCAAGAGCCUGACUCGUGUAAAAUGUGUGAUAAGACAAAUGAUCACCUUUCUGUUGCAGUCACUUGAUAUCUUCAUGGUAUGUUGUGGUAAUAAAAUAUAACCUGGUUUAUCUGCUGUGCGCACAAUCAUCAGAUAUGAUCUUGUUUGUAUGUUUGAUGUUCAAAAAGUUAUGAAUAUCAAUAUUAGAAAUGUGAUCGAAACACAAAUAAACUUAGAACGUUGUUCAAAUGGUA